ACUGUGCAUGUGGAUAGGUCGCGGUCACUUUGAAGCGUAACCACGCCCCGUGUUGUGUUACUAUUUAUGGAUCCAUGACGCUCAAGUGUUUCACCUCGGCUUCGACUCGCUUGCCCUCUACCCAGCGUGUCACCUCACAUAACACUACAUGGCAUGGAUACGGCAGUAAUGCUCUCUAGUCACGACGACACGGCCUUGCCUUGCGUUACGACGCACUUUUCCCGACCAUAUGGCGGGCGCUUGCUGCAAGUGUCCCAUCUCUCUGUUGAUAUUUAAACGCUCGUUGCUGAUCACGCCUCGCAGCACCACUGCCUCCAGCCCUCGGUCUCUCCUGGUUGGCGGUAGGUUGGGGGAGAGAAGGCUGCAGGACAGCUGCUGUCGAGCAGCGCUUCCCAACGCGCUCAGAACGACCAGCUCCUAUCGCAGCAACCCCGUGUUUCUGUGUUUCUCCUGCCAGGAGUCCAUGAGCGAAAGCCUGCGCACUUGCUACACGUACUUGAACCAAACGAGUCGAAGUUUUGCAGCUGUGAUCGAGUCGCUGGACGGGGACCUACGACAUGCGGUCUGCAUCUUCUACCUGGUGUUGAGGUCCCUGGACACGGUGGAGGACGACAUGACCAUCCCCCUGGCGACCAAGGUGCCCAUGCUCAACGACUUCCACACCUUCCUCUACCAGGCCGACUGGUGCUUCACCGAGAGCCAGGAGAAAGACCGCCAGGUCCUGGAGGACUUCCCCACGAUUUCCCUGGAGUUCCGUAAGCUGGGCCAGCAGUACCGCGAGGUCAUCUCUGACAUCUGUCACCGUAUGGGGAUGGGCAUGGCCGAGUUCCUGGAGAAGAAAGUGGGCUCCAUGAAGGAAUGGGACCUGUACUGUCACUACGUGGCCGGCCUGGUGGGCAUCGGGCUCUCCCAGCUGUUCUCGGCGUCCCAGCUGGCGGACCCCGAGGUGGGCCAGGACACGGAGCUGGCCAACUCCAUGGGCCUGUUCCUCCAGAAGACCAACAUCAUCCGGGACUACCUGGAGGACACGCAGCAGGGCCGCGCCUUCUGGCCCCAGGAGGCGUGGGUCCAGUUCUCGGACCGUCUGGAGGACCUGGCCCAGCCGGAGAAGCUGGAGUCGGCGCUGUCCUGCCUCAACCUGCUGGUGACGGACGCUCUGAGGCACGUUCCCGACGUGCUCACCUACCUGGCCCGCCUGCGCAACCAGAGCAUCUUCAACUUCUGCGCCAUUCCACAGGUGAUGGCCCUGGCGACACUGACGGCGUGCUACAACAACCCCAUGGUGUUCCGCGGCGUGGUGAAGAUUCGCAAGGGCCAGGCGGUCACGCUCAUGAUGGACGCCAACAACAUGGAGGCCGUGCGCACCAUCAUCACCCAGUACAGCGGCGAGUUGCGACAGAAGGUCUCCCUGACGGACCCGUCGCGGGCCGAGACGUUGCACAUCCUGGGCGUGAUCGCCGAGAAGUCCGCCCCCCUGCAGCCCGCGCUGCAGUCUAAAAGCUCCCACCUGUCGCCCAUGUACCUGUCCGCCGCCAUGCUGCUGGCGGCGUUCAGCUGGCAGUACCUCAGCACGACCGUGGCCCAGGCGCAAGACGGCAGGGACAUGCAGGGACACUAGCCUCCACCGAACCCCCUCCAGUGCUACACACCAAGUCCCCUCCUCUGGUUCUCCAGGAACUCUGGUUCUCCAGGAACCAGGGUCCUCGCUCGGCUGGAUUUCACGUUCUCUUCUGGGUUCCUCUCGCUCUUCCUUAGUCCUUGGUGGUCCUCGGAGAUGGAGUGGAGUGCUGAUCUUGGGGGUUUCGUCUCUGGGACGGAGUUCUUUGAACCAAAAACGAUGAGGAAGAGGGGGAGACUGCUCUCUGCAGGCUGCUGUGGAUAGCUUGAUGGAUCCGCGGUUCGAGUUUUUGUUGAUUUAUCAUUUGUUUUGUGUUUGCUAUUUGCAAUAUGGUACGUCUUUUGUGGUUUAAUGUUUUUUGUGUCAUCUUAAUUGUGUAAAAGAAAAUAUAAAAAAAAGGUUAAUGGUGAUUUCACAUGUAGAGAAAUAUGCAUUGUAAGGUUUUAUUAUUGUUUUGACCUUAAAUAGUUGACAUGCAUUCUGGGCUGACUACAAGAUUCAGGUCUAGUUUGUAUAUUUUGAGGAUUGACUGACACUGAUUUAUGUGAUACGACCUUAAAAGUCCUUUUUUGAUUUUGAGAAGAUACAUUUUUAGAUGCAAAUCUCACUUGUGGAACGGUAAGAAUGUAGUGAUGGACGAAAAAAGUAAUUUCUUGGCAGACGAACGUUAAUAAGGUUAUCUUACGGCUGUGUGUGAGUGAGUCUCUAAACAUUAUGAAUUAUAUGCGAAGAAAAAGCAAUAACUUGUUAGGAGCCAAGAAAUGACUGCGGAAAUCUAUCUUAUUAUACCCAGUGCAGAAUAGUAAUAGAACAGAUACCCCAAAGGUUUUUCUUUUAAAUCAUCAGACGGCCCUGCGACGCUGGUUAGAAGGUUUGCCUCAUGGUCCAUGGAACCAAUCACAAUAUAAAGCUGCUGAUAGACAUGUUAGCAGUAACGUGUGGAGACGAAGAGAAACGUUGGCGUAGUACCUUGAGGUACGCAUAAAACCUAUGAAUUAGGUUUAACAUGCCCUUAAUCUCAAUCCCAGUCUCAAAGGGUUUUUCACAGGACCCAACCCCCCCCCCCCCCCCGGCCCGCGCACCUCACCCCGAAUCCCCUUACAAGAAACCGGUGGGAAGAACCGAACUGAGAAAGAGAUGCAGAAUGAGACUGAUGGCAUUAAGUGUCCUUAAACAAGCUUUGGUGAGUAGAAUGGCUAGCGCGGAAAAAACCUUAUACGGAUCCAAAGAACAACGACUAUUAACAUUGCUAUGUAAUGUGACUAUUCUAUUGGUAGAUGGACUUGUUUCACACAGAUGACCUCUAUCCUUCACUUUUUGAAAUAAAAGGAAAUGUUUA
Molecule: messenger RNA, 2957 nt
Organism: Gadus chalcogrammus (walleye pollock)
Lineage: Eukaryota; Metazoa; Chordata; Actinopteri; Gadiformes; Gadidae
Gene: fdft1
Product: farnesyl-diphosphate farnesyltransferase 1
Exons: 7
Coding region: 230-1618 (462 amino acids)
Biological process (GO): farnesyl diphosphate metabolic process; cholesterol biosynthetic process
Cellular component (GO): endoplasmic reticulum membrane
Molecular function (GO): squalene synthase [NAD(P)H] activity
Source: RefSeq, a predicted model, not a curated record